Molecule: messenger RNA, 1229 nt
Organism: Miniopterus natalensis
Lineage: Eukaryota; Metazoa; Chordata; Mammalia; Chiroptera; Miniopteridae
Gene: HSD17B8
Product: hydroxysteroid 17-beta dehydrogenase 8
Biological process (GO): estrogen biosynthetic process; fatty acid biosynthetic process
Molecular function (GO): estradiol 17-beta-dehydrogenase [NAD(P)+] activity; quinone binding
Source: RefSeq, a predicted model, not a curated record
AAGUCUUUGUCUUUUUGGGGGAAAUGGGGGGCCCCUCAUCUUCCCACUCCUCAGGGCCCCAAGUGGUAGUGUCUGGCCACGCCCCCGCAGUGGGAGGUCCGCUUGAGUGGGUGGCCGCAGAUGGCCUAAAGCUGCCGCGGCUACAAUUGGCCCGGCUUUGCUCUCGUCACGCUCCCUCUGCGCCCGGAUCGGCUCCGUGUUUGGGUGCCCGCCCACCACUGCCAACCAUGGCGACUCAGCUCCGGCUCGGUUCUGCGCUGGCGCUGGUCACAGGUUGAGGGGGUGCUCCUUCAGGGCGGGCUGGGGUGCCGGACGCAGGUGCAGGGAGCGGCAUCGGCCGAGCCGUCAGCGUGCGCCUGGCCCGAGAGGGGGCCGCCGUGGCCGCUUGCGACCUGGACGCGGCAGCGGCACAGGAGACGGUGCGGCUGCUGGGCGGGCCAGGGAGCGAGAAGGGGGCGCCCCGCGGGGCCCACGCUGCCUUCCAGGCUGACGUGUCUGAGGCCGGGGCUGCCAGGCGCCUGCUGGAACAAGUGCAGGCCCGCUUUUCUCGCCCGCCAUCUGUCGUUGUGUCCUGUGCGGGCAUUACCAGAGAUGAGUUUCUGCUCCACAUGUCUGAGGAUAACUGGGACAAAGUCAUAGCUGUCAACCUCAAGGGCACCUUUCUUGUCACACAGGCUGCAGCCCAAGCCCUGGUGUCCAGUGGUUGUCAUGGCUCCAUCAUCAACAUCAGUAGCAUCCUAGGGAAGGUAGGGAAUAUCGGACAGACAAACUACUCAGCAUCCAAGGCUGGAGUGAUUGGGCUGACCCAAACUGUAGCCCGGGAGCUGGGAAGACAUGGGAUCCGCUGUAACUCUGUCCUUCCAGGGCUCAUUACAACACCCAUGACACAGAAAGUGCCACAGAAAGUGCUGGACAAGAUGACUGGAAUGAUCCCGAUGGGACAUUUGGGGAACCCUGAGGAUGUGGCAGAUGUGGUCGCAUUCUUGGCAUCUGAUGACAGUGGAUAUAUCACCGGGGCCUCAGUGGAAGUCACUGGAGGUCUUUUCAUGUAACUGCCUCAAGGACCCUGGACUCUGCUCACUCCCCCACCACUCUGCUGGGCCUCCUGCUGAUGAGGACUCUGAGUUCCCAGACUACAAAAGGGGUGGCAGAGUAUGGCUCAGGAAUGCUGAAUAUGGGAGGCAGGGGUGCUUGUGACCUUAAUAAAUUCCAAAUCCUCUUCCCUGCCA